GGUUGAUUGCAGAACCUGAUCUCGAUCGGGGGCGCCUGUUUUCCAUGGGUUCCAUAUAUAAACUUCGGUUGACGGGGUUGGGGCGGUCAAUGAGUGAUUGUCGGUGAGAAAGUGAUAAACUUGAGUCGCUAUGAAGAUCAUCUCGGCGAUACUUGCGCUGGCCAUAGGAUCCUCGCAAGCAGCGUACCAUCCAUUCUACCAUGGCUAUAAUCCGUUCGCAGCCUUAGCAGCUCUUGGAUUGUAUAACCCUCAUAUGUUCCCAGCGCCACACGUUCCAUAUUCCGGAACUUAUUCGUAUCACGACGGUCAUAAACCCACGGUAGUACAAGCCAACAACGAUGGAUAUAAGUUCAAACCAGCUGCCAGGAUCGUACAACCUGUAUCGUAUGCUUACCAUGACGUACCUAAACCAACCAUAGUCCAAGCGAAUACUGCCGUGGUGCACCCUGUUCCACAAGUUGUCCAGACCGCGAUCUCUGGAGCUUAUCACGAUGGAAGUAAACCAAUUGUGGUUCAAGCGAAUCAUGGAGUCGUCUCUCAUCCGUAUGCUUCUCAUGUGCCAUAUCAUGGAACUUACGCUUACCACGAUGGAGACAAACCAACAGUAGUGCAAGCCAAUAACGCUGGCUAUUCCUAUCCUUAUGCUGCCAAGAGUUUGUACUCCGGAACUUACUCGUAUCACGACGGUUACAAGCCAACAGUUGUACAAGUUAACAACGGUGGAUACAAGCCACCUCCAGUUGUUCCCGUCUCACAUGCACCCAAUCCGUGGAAUCCAUGGGCAGCUCCUGGACUUGCUGCGUGGCAAUAUCAUUACGGAUAUCCAGGCUACCCACAUCCCUACAGCAUUCCUCAGAAGACCGUGGUACAGGCUAAUCUAGGCGGGCACGAUCCUUGGAACUAUGGAGCGUACUACGGGACGGGAAUCUACGGGUUCAAAUAUCAUAACUACGCACCUGCAGCUGUUCCAGUGCUGCGGAUAGAGUGAACAUUGGUUGAAGGACCCAUUUUUAUCUGAAGUAUCUGUUGGUAGCGGUGUGGAAAAUGUAUUGUACCAAAUAAUCAACCAAAAUAUUUAACACGAGCAAUUUA
Aedes aegypti (yellow fever mosquito) is the source of this 1092-nucleotide messenger RNA. RefSeq lists its product as uncharacterized. The transcript is spliced from 2 exons. Bases 131 to 988 code for a protein of 285 amino acids. The record is from RefSeq and is a predicted model, not a curated record. NCBI's taxonomy places the organism in Eukaryota, Metazoa, Arthropoda, Insecta, Diptera, Culicidae.